AAUGCUCAUUAAAUAUGGCGGCGAUCUAGAAAGUGUGGACUGAAAUGACAUUGUUUCGAGAAAUGUUUCUAUGAUAUUAUGGUCAUUUGGAAACAUUUUGAUUGAAUCAUACACAUAUUUGAAGGAGUUCCCAGGCUCGACUUUGCUGACCGGCAGAUCUGCAUACAGAGGACAGUGACCAUGGCUCAAGGCCGACCAAUCAAGUGUGUGGUGGUGGGGGACGGGACCGUGGGCAAGACGUGCAUGCUCAUCUCGUACACCACCGACAGCUUCCCCGGGGAAUAUGUUCCCACAGUAUUUGACAACUACACGGCCAAUAUGAUGGUUGACAGUGUUCCAGUGAGCUUGGGAUUGUGGGAUACAGCAGGACAGGAAGACUACGACAGGCUCCGGCCUCUCUCCUACCCACAGACCGAUGUGUUCCUGAUAUGCUUUAGUGUUGUGAGUCCCUCUUCCUUUGAAAAUGUCACAACAAAAUGGAAUCCCGAGAUCAAGCACCACUGUCCUGAUGCCCCCGUUAUACUUGUUGGUACAAAAAUAGAUUUAAGAGAAAAUAAAGAAACGAUCGGCCAAUUAGUUGCUCAGGGUCUUGCGCCCAUCAAGCGAGAACAAGGGAUGAAGUUAGUCAACAAAGUGAGAGCAGUCAAAUACAUGGAGUGCUCGGCACUCACGCAGAGAGGACUCAAGCAGGUAUUUGACGAGGCUGUGCGAGCAGUGUUGCAGCCCCAACCCGUGAGGAAACGAAACCAUAAGUGUACAUUACUGUGAUGGCCGACGCAAGAACGACGCAACUAAAUAUGUAAAACCCAUUUUACUACAAACUUUUGCCAAACCGACCCAUCAGUUUUCUGAUGAGGAAGACUGGUGUGUUUUGUACUACAAGAAAGCCAUCGCUGUUCAGCAUUUGUAAGUGCUGAGUGAGGCUUUACCAUUCUUUUCCUAGGUAUUUCUGUUGAUAUUUAGUUGUAUGGCAUCUUAUGUUACUAAAACAUAUAACAGCAGUGCACUUCCUCCAUCUCGUGGAGUAUGGCAGUAUCAGGCUGGCAGUAUUGCGUGUUGGAGAACAUGUUUAGUUGAUUUGGUAACUCUUUUGUACAGGCUGUAGUAUGCAAUUUUAAGUAUUUGUUUUGUAAGAUUUUAUUAUUUUUGCAUGCCAAUGUUCCAAUAUAGUGCUGGAAUGUCUGUGUAUAUGAGGAUCUUGUUUGUUCUGGAAUUGUUAUACAGUUCUGUUACCAUGGUUACUUGUGUGUAUCUAAGUCAGAAUGUACUGGGCUGUUUUUGUUGAGUAGGUGUAGGGCCAUGAAUACAAACCCUGUAACAGCAAUGGCUGUAACGAUUCACUGAAAUUUCAAUGCAAAUGUGCCAGGAGAGGCAGGGUUUGUAAUAUACAUCAGUCUGUAAGGACAAGCUUGGUACAAGUCUGAAAAGACAUAUCCUUGUUCACUACCACUUUUACCAGUUGGUAGAUGGCAACUUGGUAACAAAUCAUUUUUGGAGAAAAAACGAAAUCUAACCCUGAUACAAGUAUCGUAUUGUAUUGUAAGGUCAUGCACAAAUAUUGUAUUGAUACAAGAGCAAGAUACACAGGGCCUUGUUAUUUGGUGUGAAAAUGAAUUCUAAAACAAUAUUUGCUGGUAUAUGCACACUGAUAGGUUGACUCAAGUGUACAAGAUGUUUGGAGUCAUUUUGGAUCUUAGUAAUUUGCAGUCAAUGAAUAGGGUUCCUUUGGAGUGACCAUUUUAUAAGUUGGUUUUUGGAUUCCACGAAACCUAAAAAUAAUAUUCAGCAGCAAAUGUCUGUAAAAAAUUCCAAAGUGUAAUUAAACAUUUCCCCAUUCAUGCUGUUAUAAUUAUGACUAGUGUUAUGGCUUUGUAAGGUGACUUGCUUUUCACAGAUAACAGGACCACUAUAGAGGAAGAAGUUUCAGUGCUUAGUUUCACAUUAUUGCCCUAAAAUCCCAAUUCACAAUUUGCUGAGAGCAAUCAGUUUGGAAUCCUAGAUAAGUCCCUGUGUCAAGUUGUCAUGUAUCACACAUUAUCAUGCCAUGACCUCCCUGACUACCUGUGUACAUAUGCCAUUGUGACAACAUGAAUCCUUGCAGCACUAAUCCUGGGCCCACGUGCACAAGGCAAUCUUAGGCUAAAGUGCUGUAGAUCUAAGCAUGGACCCCUGAAUCUAGGGACUCCCUGAUUCUGGGACUCCCUGAAUCUAGAGACUCCCUGAAUCUAUGGACUCUCUGGAUCUAGGGACUCCCUGAAUUUAUGGACUUGCUGAAUCUAGGGACUCCCUGAAUCUGGGACUCCCUGAAUCUAGGGACUCUCUGAAUCUAGAGACUCUCUGAAUCUAGGAACCCCCUUAAUCUAGAGACCCACUUAAUCUAGAGACCUUCUUAAUCUAGGGACCCCCUUGAUCUUAACAUAAUGGUUGAAGCAAGGACCCGUUGACUUCAUUCUAGAUAUCAAAGACUGAUAAGGAGUGAACAACUACAAAAGUCUUAGUACUAAGAUCGUUUUGAGUGACUUGGCACAUCCCUGUGAUGCAACUUUUAUGCAUCAUGUUUACAGGUUUGGGAUCAGAGUAUUUCUCUAUGAUUUGUGAUAGGCUUAGGGGGCAUAAAGAGACACACAAUUGAAGCUGCCUUUUAUAUGUGCUCCAGUUUAGCAUUGGGUAAUGAUAAUGAGGCACCUGAAUGAAGGGACUGGUGUCCAGCUCUGUGCCAGGUUUGGCUGAGGUUAAGCUGUACUUCAAUUCCACAAUAAACAUCUUCGCUCCUGCUGUGGACAUAUCAUAAUGUAUAUGUUAAUGUCAGAUGUAAGUUCUGUGCAUACGGCUCUAGUAGCUCUGUGACUGUCAAAUGGAAACAUUUGAGACAUAUGUAAUUUAUUGUAGACUUUACUUUCAUCAUUAAGACCAAAUGUUCUCAAUUGAAUAUGAACAGUUGCCAUGGAAAUGAUAGCCAUGUACAGUGGCCAUACUUGGUGAUGUGUAGCCAAUGAUAAUGCGGUUUUGAACACUGAUUCCUUCAUGGAGAACAUUUUAUUGAAUUGUUAACCUGUACACAAGGAAUAUGUCUCUUACCUUGUAUUUCAAAUGUUUUGUUUAUUAAAUAUGAAUAUUAUAUCUGAGUUUAACCCUUAUUUUAUUGAAAGUUAAGAUUUAAUUGUCUCAGUUAUAUGUUCUUAAUGCUUUAAUGGCAUUGUUGUAUUACACAACAUAUUUAGAAGAAUUAUUUUUUUAGACUUUCUGGGUUUUCUUUCUGAUUUUUCAGCCCAACAAUAAGGUAAUGAAUGGAUUGUAUUGACAAAUAUGUUUCAAAUGUUAAAACCAGUUGUAUUCUCUGGAAGGCUUUGCACAUAGAAAGUUACAAAGAUUAAAAUGGUGGCAUCCCACUGGUAUUCUUGCACUGACCUAGCUGGAGAUUGGGCUGUGUGACAUCACACGUGGAGCUGUGGCAGUAUUCUAUGUACUAAUCAGUGUUUAAUCAGUGGUGAUAAGUAUAGAACAUAUUUAUCAACAUUCGGACAGGUUAUUUCUGUUGUGAGACCGGAUGGGCUUUUUGACCUGCUUACCUAUCUGAUAAUCAUGACUUUAGAACCACUUGGUUUGAUUUUUUAGCCAGAAUGUAAAGGUGUAGUCUUUAUUCUAGGUACUGGUCCUAUAUUACACACAGCAUUAAGCAAACAAGCAGUGCUUUUUGGAAAUUCUCUCCUAUAAAUCCAUGUAUAGUUUCGCCAUUGUUGAAACAGUGUAAUUACGGUGAGCCCAACAGAAGUAUCAUAGGCUUCAAAUGUGAUCAUGGAAAUAUGAUUUUCUCAAUAUUUUAUUCCUCACUUGCAGUCAAGGGAAGCAACUCUUGAUGUAUGCACAGUAAAAGGAAGCAACUCUUGAUGUAUACAGUAUCAAGGGAAGCAACUCUUGACGUAUACAGUGUCAAGGGAAGCAACUCUUGAUCUAGGGAAGCAACGCACGGUGUAUAUGCAGUCAAGGGCAGCAUAUCGUGGUAAAUAGCAGUCAAGGGCAGCAACUCUUGACAUACUGCAGUACGAGGGAAGCAACUCAAAAUUGGCAGCAUUCUGCUCGUCAUGUAUAGCUUUAUGCAAUUGUAUUGGAUGCUUAUGAAUCUUUGUUAUUUGUGCAUUUCUUCCUGGUUUAAAAUACAUGUUUACUUAUCAUGUAAUUUCUGAGUGACUUGACAUAAGGCUUUGGUCAUACUACAAGUACAUUUUGUAUCAAGGACAUAAAGAAUAAUGUAUUUUGACAUCGUAGGUUAUAUUUUGUUUGGGUGGCUAGUAGACUGGUGUACUAGUACACUCACAGUAUACAUUAGCAAACAAUGUUUUAAGCUGUAUGACAGUAUUCAUAAUUCUUCACACUGUUUUAGAUUUUCAUCUGUAUGGACUGUAAACCCUCAAACUGUGCUUGCAACGGUUCAUGAUGUAUCAACUUUGGUGCAUUAUUAUCAUGAUUAUUAGUAUUGUGUCAUGACUAGAUCUACGCAUUAUUAUUACAACCCUAGUAUAGAAUGUUUCUCAGUAUUUAGACGCAAAACAAUUACAUUUGAUCAUGUACAGAACAAAAUAUCUUCUACAAUCUACAGUCAUCUGAUGAGUCUCAAUAUUUAUUUAUGAUUUCCAAAAAUUAAUCUUUCUUUACUUUUAAUCCCAAACAAUUCUACUUGUGUAUCUAGUACAAGGAAGCAGCUUAACCUGAACCAUUUACUUGCCUAAUUUCUUAUGCUUACUUCAGACUCUUCUGUCAGAUUGCUUCCUGAAUUAUGUUUUACUAUACCGGUAGACCUUGAGACAAAGUAUUGUAGUCAUGUCACACAGUUAGGGAGUGACGGUUAUCAAACAGUUGGCGAUGGCCACAGUUGUGUCACAGAAACCAGCUUGGUGCUCGCUGCAUCCGAUGACAGCUUUAAACCCAGUCCCAUUGCUCCUUCUUGUUGUAUUAUUUGCAUAAUACUCUGUUUUGCUUUUGCUCGUCUAGUCAUUUAUUUUUGUUUUGUGCCAAUAUUUUGUGCAAUUUGUUUUUAUUUGUCUUUGGUGCUUUUCCUCGGUACUUGUCUCCUUUUAGUUUGUUCGGAUCAAUUAUUUAUAUAUUUGAGACCUUGUGUUUCAUCAUAUUAAGGAUAUGUGUCGUGAUCAGUUGAUGCUCAUGAUUUCAAUCUCUGGAUUGUCUGGUCCAGACUAGAAUAUUUGCAGAUUGCCAUCAUAUAGCUGGAAUAUUGCUGAGUGCAGCGUUAAACAACAAACAAACAAACAAACAAACCAAUUUGGUGCCCCAGGUUGUCUCCCUUUGUUGUGCAAGGAUCUGCAGAUUGUGGGUUUGAAUCUCAGAUUUGCCCAGAUUAUGUGAUCCCCUCUUGUGGCAGGGUCAGACCUAUCACUUGCCCCCAAGCCCAGGGGUGGUACAAAUUCAUGCGUGCUAGUACAAAUUGCCCAAUUUCCCCAUUGUUUUAACAUCACAAGGGCAUGUAAUCUCUACCCAGGCUAGUAAAGCUUUUAUGUUUAGUUCUAACCCUGUGUUUCACAAAUGUGGUAAAUGAUGUUGCCAACCUGCAUGAAUUCAGUCCUUCCUCCCAUGUUUAACUUACACUACGUGUUAGGGGGCACGGGUGGCCCAGUCGUCUAAGGCGCCGCGAUUCGCUGUGCAGAGAUGCAUCCCUUGGGCACGCCAGAAACCUAUGAUUGUGGUUUCGAAUCCCGGUUCGCCUCGAUUAUGUUUCU
Molecule: messenger RNA, 5729 nt
Organism: Haliotis rufescens (red abalone)
Lineage: Eukaryota; Metazoa; Mollusca; Gastropoda; Lepetellida; Haliotidae
Product: ras-related C3 botulinum toxin substrate 2-like
Exons: 6
Coding region: 181-768 (195 amino acids)
Biological process (GO): small GTPase-mediated signal transduction
Molecular function (GO): GTPase activity; GTP binding
Source: RefSeq, a predicted model, not a curated record